Rotaria sordida is the source of this 1098-nucleotide messenger RNA. The record is from the annotation of a GenBank genome assembly. NCBI's taxonomy places the organism in Eukaryota, Metazoa, Rotifera, Eurotatoria, Philodinida, Philodinidae.
CUAAUUUCUAAAUUGUAGCUGAAAGUGUUACCUUUUCUACAUUAUUGAUGUCCUUGCUCUUUAUGAAUCAAAACUUACUGAUCUUCUACUUUAAAUGGAAAAGAAGUUUUUGAUUAAGCUUGAUCAAUAGUGAAGUUGUCUGUGUUUAUUAAGUGAUCAUGACUUUUGAAAACAUCCUAUAUAUAUUUGAAAUAAAAAUCUUUGUGUAAAAUAGAAAAUCAAAUAUUAUUAAAUUCAACAAUAGAUUUAAUAAAUUUACGAAAAGAUCAUCGAUUUGCAAAUGCAACUCAAUUAGAACAAUCAUUUUCUAAUUCUCGAUCAGAACAAAAUAAUGCAAAUUUUUAUCAUUUAGUGAAACCAAGUGAUCGUGAAGAUGAUGAUCGAACAUUAAUGACAAAUAAACUUGUUUCAGAAGUUUAUUUAACACGUUUAUUAGCAACAAAAGGUUCAUUACAACACUAUAUUGAUAAUUUUUUUGAUACAGUUUUUUGUCUUGUUGAUUUACCGUUACCAAUUAAAUAUUUAUUUGAUUUUCUUGAUGAACAAGCUGAAUAUUAUCAAAUAUUUGAUUCAAAUAUUAUUCAUACUUGGAAGAGUAACAGUUUACCAUUAAGAUUUUUUGUUAAUAUUAUUAAAAAUCCUGAUUUUAUAUUUGAUGUUCAAAAAACAAAUGUUAUUGAUGCAUCUUUAUCAGUUAUUGCUCAAAUGUUUAUGGAUAGUUGUGCUGCUGGUACUCAUCAAUUAACAAAAGAUUCACCAUCAUCGAAACUUUUAUUUUAUCGUGAUGUACAAAAAUAUAAAAAACUUGUAGAAAAAUAUUAUGACGCUGUUUCUUCUCUUCCUCCUGUAUCUAUUAAUGAUCUUGAUCAAAAUGUGAUAUUGAUGAAAGAACAAGAAUAUCAAAAUUCAUCAAAUAGACGAGCGAAUGACUUUAAUAGAACAUAUGCUUUAUUUAAAUUAUAUAAUGAAUUUAUUAGUCAAUAUAAGACUAAUUUACGAAUAGCAAUAACAAAUGAUCUUCAUGAUAAUCAGUAUCGAUUAGCAGCAUUAUUUGAACAGAUUGUUACUUUUAUGGAUAGUUUUGAACUUGAUAUUUAA